GUUUCCGUCACUGUGUAACUAAAAACAUCGCCCGUCAAGUUAACGGUUGGUGGAAACAUGUAAUAAUAGCAGAGGUAGAGUGAACAUCCACAAUCCUGCCGGGCAUGAGUGGGGCUGUGAAAACAGUGGCAGAAGACAUGGAUCGACGGAUUUUAAAGGCUGUAUGUGAUGAGGACACAAUGUCUUCUACCACGGUGGGAAUGUCAGAUUUGUCUGAUGAGAUCUUGUUGUCCAUCCUUCGCCAUGUUCCAGUGUGUGACUUGCUGCUGAACGUGGCAAAUGUCUGCCACAAAUUGCACACGCUGUGUCACGAUAAGACCCUGCUCACAAAUGUCAGUCUGUCUGAGGAGUACAUGGCUGAUGACCUGUUGGUGAGGCGUUUAUUGAAGCAGCUAGCCAAUCACGUGCAGUCUCUCAGCUUGAACGGUUGCUACUGGCUCUCCGGCGCGACCAUGGAGAAGCUCAGUCGCUGCAGGGUGGUGACGCACCUUGAUGUCACUGGCUGUCGUCUCACCUCGCUUCGCCUGUCUCGCCUUCUCUCCUCCCUCUCUUUACUCCGCUCAUUUGCUUUUGAUGUGACGCCGGGAUUCAACUCUGCACAGCUGAGUUCAGAGGCGGUGGAUUCGCUGAGCCGCCUGUCAGAGCUCCGGCAGACGCUGUUGACACCAAGCUAUGGUGUGGUCCCGUGCUGUGCUCAACUCCGCAAGCUGAUGUUGCAGUUUGACAUCCCAGAUGUUACGAGAGACGGUAUUGGUGUUUGCUGUCAGUUAAUGGUAGGUCAGAGCAGCGUGCCACAUUACCAGCAUCUGGAGAAGUUCACUGCCAGGUUGGCCCCUGGAGAGGUGAACCAGACUUUGCUCCUUCUCUAUUUGGCUGUGUUCAGCGUUCAUGUUCCAAAGCGCCUUCAAGUUUUUCUUGUGUCGAUUCCUGGUCCCAACCCUGCUCACUGGCCUGCUGCUUCCUCUCUGGCCCAGAGUUUGGGUCAGCAAGGUGACCUAGAGGCCCUGCAGCUCCCUAGAUCCUGGCUUGAUUCCUUAUCACUAAAGAGAGCUCUGGAGGGAAACAGCCCCAAGCACCUCAGCUUCAGCCGCUGUCCUGCAUUAUGGCCACAAGUGUUUCAGUCAUUGCUGGAGGGAGGAGUUCGAGAUGCCACACAGCUGAUCAGUCUUAACCUCAGUGGCAUCAACCAGGUGCUUUAUUCUGAGUGCAGAAGUAUGGAGGAUCAGCUGCUUCCUGGGACAAUGAGCCGUUUGGCAGCUGGUUGUUCCAACCUUAAACACCUCAAUUUGAUGCACACACACUAUCAUCAUGAAAACUCAAAUGUGCUGGAUGGAGAAGCACAUCUGUGUGCUAGCUUGGCCAAAUUCAGACACCUGCGCUCUCUCACUGUGCCUGCCUGCGCUCUGUCAGAUGGCCUGAAUUCACAUCACAUGCCUACAAUUAAGACGUCUCCCUCUCCAUUGUUCCUGGGGCUAAAGAAGGCUCCUCGUGUGGGGCUUCAGAAUUACAAGCCAGACUCAGAGUCAUCAUUCUCUGGGGACAGCACCUCUGGACUUGCUCAGCUAUUAGCUGGCUGCCCUUGUUUAGAGAACUUGGAGGUAAUUGGCCCUGGUUUUGUAUCCGUCUUGCCUCGACUUGAGCCCUGCACACGCGCUAGUGUGGAACCUCGUGGAAUGUGUGCAUGGGCUCGAGGAGUUGGCGAUGUGCACCUAGCCGCGCUUGAGGCAUUGCCUCGAUUGCGUCGCCUGACUCUGGCUGGGAUUCCUGGGGUGUUGAAGGGAACGGGGCUGGUGCAGCUAGCCCGACGGUGCAAGGAUCUGCAGGUGUUAUCCCUUGCCAACAUGGGAUCACUAAAAACCAUGAACUACACCUCUGCCUUGCUGGAGACUCUUAAACAGUGCACACAGCUACAGGAACUCAGGUUAGAGCAGCCCUACCUGAAUGCCAACGCCUCAUUCUUUGAGGCUUUGUCGUGCUGCUCUCGUCUGCAGCGUCUCUGCCUCAUCUCGCGCAGCGGCACCUUUGACUCAUCAGCCACAGAAACCUUCAUGGAGCGAUGCUGCCACGUCAUCACAUGCCACAUGUUUAUGGGCGGCACUUUGGCGGCUUGUCACACUUUGCAGAAAGCACUGCUGGACAGAUUUUCAGCCGAGCGCUCAGCACUUAGUGUGGUCAUCUAUCCACUACAGCAUGAAGACCUGCCGUCAGUCAUCAGAGAUAUACCACUCACUCUACUUGAUCGUAUAACUUUGUUUCAGAGCCAUGUGGCACAACCCCCACAUUUAUCACCACUCUGACGUUAUCACUAAGCUUGACUGUGAAGGAUGCUCAAUAGCUGAUGACUGAGGCUGUUUUUGCCAGGAUAUAAAAUUGACAAAUAGAAAAAAGACUGAUGUAGUGCACUCAGUUACGAAUGUGUGUCCAGUAGGAGAUGAAACAAUACACUAUUGAGUAAUAAUUGUUUACAUUUCUAUAACUCUGUAAUGAUGGUCUUCAAAGGGACAUUCAUUUCAUCUCAACUCUAAAGCCAGGUGAAUAAUCAGGGUACACUGCACUUCCAUAUAUCUUAUUUAAUGAAAUUUCACCUUUGUUACCAUUAUUCAUUUUUCCUCCAAAUCAAGUGCCAAAAUACAAAGUAAAGUAAUUAUUUGAUUUGCGACUUUGUAUUAAAGACAAAAAUCAAAAAAAUACUGUAAUAAAAUCCAUAUGUUAUUUUUAA
Messenger RNA from Betta splendens (Siamese fighting fish), 2719 nucleotides. RefSeq names its product F-box and leucine-rich repeat protein 18 (gene fbxl18). Bases 105 to 2297 code for a protein of 730 amino acids. Gene Ontology annotation, molecular function: protein binding. Lineage: Eukaryota; Metazoa; Chordata; Actinopteri; Anabantiformes; Osphronemidae. The transcript has 7 exons. Gene Ontology annotation, biological process: SCF-dependent proteasomal ubiquitin-dependent protein catabolic process. The record is from RefSeq and is a predicted model, not a curated record.